Molecule: messenger RNA, 816 nt
Organism: Grammomys surdaster
Lineage: Eukaryota; Metazoa; Chordata; Mammalia; Rodentia; Muridae
Gene: Lin28b
Product: lin-28 homolog B
Exons: 5
Coding region: 1-816 (271 amino acids)
Molecular function (GO): zinc ion binding; nucleic acid binding
Source: RefSeq, a predicted model, not a curated record
AUGGCCGAAGGAGGGGCGAGCAAAGGUGAAGAGCCAGAAAACCUGCCUGAGCUGGUAGAGGAUGAAUCCCAGGUUCUGCAUGGAACCGGCCACUGUAAAUGGUUCAACGUGCGCAUGGGAUUCGGAUUCAUCUCCAUGAUAAGUCGAGAGGGAAACCCCUUGGAAAUUCCAGUGGAUGUUUUUGUACACCAAAGCAAACUAUUCAUGGAAGGAUUUAGAAGCUUGAAAGAAGGAGAGCCAGUGGAAUUUACAUUUAAAAAAUCCCCCAAAGGCCUUGAGUCAAUAUGGGUAACAGGCCCAGGUGGGAGCCCCUGCUUAGGAAGUGAAAGAAGACCUAAAGGGAAGACACUGCAAAAGAGAAAACCAAAGGGAGAUAGGUGGAGACGGCAGGAUUUACUGAUGGAUCAGAUGUGGACUGUGAGAGAAGAAGAGUCCAGGAUGAUUCCAAGAUGCUACAACUGUGGUGGUCUCGACCAUCAUGCUAAAGAAUGCAGUCUACCUCCUCAGCCAAAGAAGUGCCAUUACUGUCAGAGCAUCAUGCACAUGGUGGCCAACUGCCCACACAAGCUUGUCGCUCAGCUGCCUGCUGCUUCUCAGGGAAGACAGGAGGCAGAACCGCAGCCAUGCACUUCUCUGUCACCGAGAGAAGUGGGAGGGGGGCAUGGCUGCACAACGCUGUUUCCUCAGGAGGUGAAGUCAGAAAUGGCAGAACGGUCAGACAGGUCACCCCAAGAAGUUUCUUCCACGAAAGCAUUUUCAGCAAUAGGAGAGCAAAACAAAAAGGGGCCUUUGAUUCAGAAACGGAAAAAGACUUAG